Molecule: messenger RNA, 537 nt
Organism: Lathyrus sativus (Indian pea)
Lineage: Eukaryota; Viridiplantae; Streptophyta; Magnoliopsida; Fabales; Fabaceae
Source: the annotation of a GenBank genome assembly
AUGUCCAUUAUUAAUCAAAAGCUCAAGCUUCACAAAGCUGGCCUCAAAUAUUUGAAUAAUCUCACCUUUGGAAACUUGCACAAUAGUGUUUCCAAGGAUUCUUCAAUUCUUGAUGAUAUUCAAAUCAACAUUAAUAAUUCUGGUCCUACUGAUGAGCUUUUGGAGCAGGAAAAAGUUGCCAAAACUGAGCUUGAUCUUGUCCUUUCCUUUGAAGAGGCUUUUUGGAAAGAGAAGGCCAACUCCAAUUGGCACUCUAAUGGUAAUCAAAAUAAUGAUUAUUUUCAUAAGCUCACAAAGAUCAAGCAUGCCUACAAGAGCAUUUAUGUCUUAAAAGAUACUGAUUAUAUUAUUAUUGAUCCUAGUUUGAUUACCAAGCAUGUUGUUGAUCACAUACGUAAUUUGUUUUCUUCUUAUAAUUAUGUGCAGGAUAAUAACUUAAUUGAAGAAACCAUUCCUUCUCUGAUUUCUGACCAGAUGAAUCUCAUUAAAUCUCAAAUUCCUUCCCAUGAAGAAAUCUCCUAUAUUGUUUUUCCAUGA